Molecule: messenger RNA, 1489 nt
Organism: Cynara cardunculus var. scolymus (artichoke)
Lineage: Eukaryota; Viridiplantae; Streptophyta; Magnoliopsida; Asterales; Asteraceae
Product: putative pentatricopeptide repeat-containing protein At1g10330
Exons: 1
Coding region: 1-1416 (471 amino acids)
Biological process (GO): RNA modification
Molecular function (GO): RNA binding; protein binding
Source: RefSeq, a predicted model, not a curated record
AUGCUUCUCUCAUCGGAAUCUCUACUGCAACUCCUUCAACGUUUCAUCAAAAACGCCAUUGAAAUCAAGCAAAUCCAUUCCCUCCUCAUCACCAAUGGCGAUCUCCUUUCUAUCCCCAAUCCAUCUACCUUCAAAUGGACGACCACCAUACUUUACAACACUCUCAUCAGAGCUUACCUCAAUGUUCAUCUUCCUCACACCACUUUGCUCCUUUUCACCCACAUGAUUUCCAGUAAUAUCCCGCCAAAUGCUCAUACUUUCCCUUCAAUCGCAAAAGCUGCUGCUUCUUAUACAACCCCUUCGAUCAUUAGCAAACCCCUUUAUGUUCAAGCCCUCAAGCGUGGAGUAUUAGCCGAUCCAUUUGUACAAACUUCAUUCAUUUGUUUGUAUGCAGAAACUGGUUGUGUUUCUUGUGCACGUAAGGUGUUUGAUGAAAUGCCUGAACCGUGCGUUGUUUCGUGUAAUGCUAUGCUUGAUGGUUUUUGCAAGAAUGGAGAUAUGGGUUCUGCGGUUUUGUUCUUUGAACGUAUGCCGAUGAGGGAUGUUUAUUCGUGGACUAGUAUCGUUAAAGGGUAUGACAGGAAUGGAUGUUACAAGGCUGCAAUUCGGUUUUUUCAGCAGAUGAUCAUGCAAAGAUGCUUGGGAGAUUGUUUUGCGGAACCUAAUGAAGCCACAUUCGUUAGCGUUCUUUCUUCUUGUGCUAAUUCUGCUGUGGGAGGGUUGUUAAACGGCAAGCAAAUACACGGGUACAUCAUCAAGAACGAAGAUCAAGUAACUGCCUUUACCGGCACGGCACUAAUAACUUUGUACGGGAAAACGGGUGGUCUAGAAUACGCGAUGAAAGUGUUUAAAAGCAUGAUCAAAACGAAAGUAUGCACAUGGAAUGCAAUGAUCGGUGCUCUUGCUUCAAACGGAAAAGAAAAACAGGCCUUCGAAAUGUUCGAUAAGAUGAAUCUUGGAGGAUGGCAUCCAAACGCGAUUACUUUUGUGGUAAUUCUUGCCGCUUGUGCUCGUGCUAAGCUCAUCGAUUUCGGGUUUGAAGUUUUCUACUCGAUGAUGCCUCGAUUCGGCAUUCUUCCACGGAUGGAGCAUUACGGAUGUAUGGUUGAUCUAUUGGGUAGAGCAGGGUUUUUGGCAGAAGCAAGAGAUUUCUUGAAAAGGAUGCCAUUUGAGCCUGAUGCCACUGUUUUGGGGGCUCUUUUGGGUGCUUGUAAACUCCAUGGAGAUAUUGAAUUAGGAGAUGAAGUGGCCAAAAGACUUCUUGAAUUACAACCCGAAAAAUGCGGGCAAUAUAUACUUUUGUCGAGUAUUUAUGCCGAAGCCGAGAAAUGGGAACGUGCUAGCGACUUGAGGAACAUUAUGGUCGGUGCCGGUGUUGAGAAACCUCCGGCAUAUAGUGUCGUUAACGCAAUGUGAAGGGUUUGUUGGUACAUAAAACCUAUAAGCCACGGACGUCCGUCAAUCAAUCUGUCAUUAACCGCUAGGUAAA